This is a messenger RNA of Asparagus officinalis (garden asparagus), 805 nucleotides long. Its product is annotated as mitochondrial import inner membrane translocase subunit TIM14-3-like. Gene Ontology annotation, biological process: protein import into mitochondrial matrix. The coding region runs from base 197 to 535 and encodes 112 amino acids. Lineage: Eukaryota; Viridiplantae; Streptophyta; Magnoliopsida; Asparagales; Asparagaceae. Gene Ontology annotation, molecular function: ATPase activator activity. The record is from RefSeq and is a predicted model, not a curated record. Gene Ontology annotation, cellular component: PAM complex, Tim23 associated import motor. The transcript is spliced from 4 exons.
ACCGGCGUUGUUUCUUGAAGCCCAAGCCAGCGGGCCCCACCUCUCUUCGGGCAACUUCUAUAAAAAUCGCUGCUCGAAGCCAAUUUCUCAAAUAAAUAAACCCUGAUAAAAAGAGGAAAUCAAUCGAUUUUACUUCAGAUAGGUAUUUGCAGAUCAAUUUUCAGUUGGUUGUUCUACGAGUUUUUGAGCUUCUUCGAUGACGACUCCACUAGUUACAGGCCUCUCAGUUGCAGCAGCUGCCUUAGGUGGUAGAUUCAUGAUUCAGGCAUGGCAAGCAUUUAAAGCUCGUCCAGUUGUUCCCCGGAUGCGAAAAUUUUAUCCUGGAGGGUUUGAGCGGGAAAUGACAAGAAGAGAAGCUGCAUUGAUUCUUGGAGUUAGAGAGCAUGCAGCUAUAGAAAAGAUUAGAGAGGCUCACAGGAGAGUGAUGGUUGCUAACCACCCUGACAGCGGUGGAAGUCAUUACCUUGCUUCCAAGGUCAAUCAGGCAAAAGAUUUAUUGACCGGCAAGUUGAAAGGUGGCUCCUCUGUGUUUUAGGAGCGGCGACAAAAUGGCAUCAUACUGCUGACUAUUUUGAUUCAUUUGAAACCGGAGAACUGGUACGAGUAAUUUCAGAUAUUAUACAAGACUGAUUUUAUUAAUUCUUAUUACAGAAUCUGCAACUUUGUAAUCCGCAAGUCGCUUAUUUUUGUAAUAUCUGGCAAUCUCAUAUAGAAUGUAAAGCCGCAAGUCGCUUAUUUUGUAAUAUAUCUGGCAAUCUCAUUCAAUAAUCUGCAACUUUUAUGACUAUUGGCUUUUGGUCUGUAA